Messenger RNA from Amaranthus tricolor (Joseph's coat), 783 nucleotides. Its product is annotated as probable ribosome biogenesis protein RLP24. The record is from RefSeq and is a predicted model, not a curated record. The transcript has 6 exons. NCBI's taxonomy places the organism in Eukaryota, Viridiplantae, Streptophyta, Magnoliopsida, Caryophyllales, Amaranthaceae. Gene Ontology annotation, cellular component: nucleolus. The coding region runs from base 99 to 602 and encodes 167 amino acids. Gene Ontology annotation, biological process: ribosomal large subunit biogenesis.
CUAAAAAGUAACCCCGGAAAAAAGCUCCCGUUUCUUUCCGCCAUUGCCCCUGCUCGAAGCUUUCAAGCUUCAGGAGGUGAUUCUAAUUACACUGCAAGAUGAGAAUAGAAACGUGCUGGUUCUGUUCUUCUAAGAUAUAUCCUGGUCAUGGUAUUCAGUUUGUCCGCAACGAUGCAAAGAUUUUUCGAUUUUGUAGAUCCAAAUGUCAUAAGAACUUCAAAAUGAAGAGGAAUCCUCGAAAGGUCAAAUGGACCAAAGCCUAUCGCAGAUUGCACGGAAAGGAUAUGACUCAGGACUCUACUUUUGAGUUUGAGAGAAAGCGAAAUAGGCCAGAAAGAUAUGACCGAACUCUUGCUGAGAAUACAUUGAAGGCAAUCAAGAUUAUCGACAAGGUCAAAAAUACCAGAGAGAAGCGUCAUAUUGAGAAGAGAUUGAAGCCGGACAGACGUAGAGAAAAUUUGAAAGCACGAAAAGAGCUGAAUAUGAGCAUCGAUAUGAUCAAGGCCCCCAGUGUCCAAAUACAAGAGCCUUCUCUCACCCUACCCAAGAUCAAAGUCAAAACUUCAGAGCCACAAGAAGAAAAUCGUGCUAUGGAAGAGUGAUUGCAAGUAUGGAUAUAGUCAUUUACAUACCGUGCUUCGAUUUGGUAGUAGCUUUUAUAGAUCUUGUUAUGCCCUAUGCAUUAUGGAUCUGUAGGUUUUGCGGUGAGUGAUUGCUUUCGUUCUGUUUCAUCACAAACAAGCAUGAUGUUGAACAUGUUUAGUAGUUUUUUUAGUUAAAUUA